GGGGUGUGCUAAAUGAAAUACAUACGUUUAGCUUUCUAAACAAUAAUAUAAAAUUUAAGUAUUCAAGUAGAGUAAGUAACUUUACUAUAGCUGCAUUCAUAACACUAAAGCCACUUGAAUCUAUCAAAUUUAGUACGAAAAGUUGGCCAAACGAGUGAGUGAGCAACAAUUUACAGUAUUUUUUACAGUACAUUGUUCACACAUAGAUAUAACAACACAUCCAUGGUCAACAUAGACAAAAAAGAUCGAAUAUUAACCAUAUAUAAGAUUCACAGACUGUAAAAAAGACAUUCAUAACGAACAACACAUGCUUUGUCUGGAAGGGGGCGGUGACUGUCACAUCCAAGUGUUGCAUAAAAGGCACACUGUACAGAAAGAUGGCGGCUUCCCUGCUGAGGAUAGGACGACUGGGCUGUGUCAAGUGUUUGCAGGCUGAGAGUUGGAGUACUCUGAGUAAAGCACCUGCAGCUGUAGCCCUUAGCACAAAAUCUGGGGGUUCCAAGAAGUCAUCGAAGAAGAACAACUCAGACAAAGACCAGGCUAAAACAUACUUCGAUAUAGAGAAGCUUGUCCAGCACAAGUCAUAUGAGUUUCCCAAGAAAGACGUUUCUCCAGCAGCUGCAGCAGCAGCUGCAGCUGCAGCUGCAGAAGCUGCAGCUAGACCAGCUGCAGAGCUCACACCCUCUGCUGCUGCACCUGAGGCUGUGGCAACCACCCCUGCGGUAGAAGCCACCCCAGUAGUUGAAGCCACUACCACUGCUGAAGCUAUCCCCGAACCUGCUUCAGCAGCUGAAGCUACACCCAUUUUUGAAGCGCCUCCCGCUGUUGAAGCAGUCUCUGAAUCUGCCCCUGCACCUGUUGUUGAAGCUGUCGCUGAAGCCAUACCAGUGGUUAAGACUGUUGCAGAAGCGGUUGCCGAAGCUGUACCAGUGGUUGAAGCUGUUGCUGCAGCAUCUAUAGCUGAACCUGCUGCUGAAACUGCUGCCCCAGUUGGUGAAGCUCGUGUUGAAGCCCCAGAAGCUGCCCCUAAAGCCCCUGCUGCAGAAGCUACACCACUUGUGGAAGCCGGCCCUGAAGUUGUCCCUGCUGAAGCCCCUGUAGAAGCGGCCCCUGCUGCAGAAGCUGCACCAAUUGUGGAAGCCGCCCCUGAAGUUGUCCCUGCUGAAGCCCCUGUAGAAGCGGCCCCUGCUGCAGAAGCUGCACCAAUUGUGGAAGCCGCCCCUGAAGUUGUCCCUGCUGAAGCCCCUGUAGAAGCGGCCCCUGCUGCAGAAGCUGCACCACUUGUGGAAGCCGCCCCUGAAGUUGUCCCUGCUGAAGCCCCUGUAGAAGCGGCCCCUGCUGCAGAAGCUGCACCACUUGUGGAAGCCGCCCCUGAAGUUGUCCCUGCUGAAGCCCCUGUAGAAGCGGCCCCUGCUGCAGAAGCUGCACCACUUGUGGAAGCCGCCCCUGAAGUUGUCCCUGCUGAAGCCCCUGUAGAAGCGGCCCCUGCUGCAGAAGCUGCACCACUUGUGGAAGCCGCCCCUGAAGUUGUCCCUGCUGAAGCCCCUGUAGAAGCGGCCCCUGCUGCAGAAGCUGCACCACUUGUGGAAGCCGCCCCUGAAGUUGUCCCUGCUGAAGCCCCUGUAGAAGCGACCCCUGCUGCAGAAGCUGCACCACUUGUGGAAGCCGCCCCUGAAGUUGUCCCUGCUGAAGCCCCUGUAGAAGCGGCCCCAGAGCCUGUGGCUGAAGCUGUCCCUGUAGAAGCUGAAGCUGAAGUUUCUGCCCCUGUGGAGAGCACCGAGGACCUGUUGGACCCUGCUCCAGUCGUUGCUGAAGCUGCAGGAGAGGAGCUGCAGGCGGAGACCCCAGCUGAACCAGUUGAACCGUCUGAGGCUCAAAUGGACCCAAUUCAGAAGCUCUUCUUGGACUCCAUACGCGAGUACUCCACAAAAAGCCAGGGUACUGGGGGGCUAGUCGAUGCAGGUUCAGAGUAUGAAAAGGCCUUGGCAGAGGAGAUCGCAAAGCUUCAGAGGCUCUAUGGUGGUGGAGACCUCACAUCUUUCCCAGUGUUCAAAUUCACAGAGCCGAAGUUGGAUGAAGUUUCCCAGAAGUGAACAUCAGCACUUUACAAUUGAACUUUUCUACUGUCGCCUUUUUCCUGUAUGGUGUGUGCCGUAGUAGAACAUUAACAGUCUGCUUUUUGUCAAAGUUACAACUCCUUGCCUCUAGCUUAGUAUCUAAGAGCUGUUUCAGUAGCUAGAUAUUUUAUGGGAAUGUAAGCUAAAGCAUUAGAUGUACAUUUCUGGCAAACAAAGUGAACUUGGAGCUGUGAAAUAAGCUUUGUGUACGUUGAUCCAUGGCUGAGCUGAAUGUAGAGGAAAAACAAUAAAUUCCAGUUCAAACUUG
This is a messenger RNA of Siniperca chuatsi (mandarin fish), 2385 nucleotides long. RefSeq lists its product as uncharacterized. Gene Ontology annotation, molecular function: proton transmembrane transporter activity. Gene Ontology annotation, biological process: proton motive force-driven ATP synthesis. The coding region runs from base 378 to 2093 and encodes 571 amino acids. Lineage: Eukaryota; Metazoa; Chordata; Actinopteri; Centrarchiformes; Sinipercidae. The record is from RefSeq and is a predicted model, not a curated record. The transcript has 7 exons.